GUCUCGACUUCCGCAAUUGAUAACUCUACAUCUCCAAAAUGUCUCAAUUCCGAGCAAAGAUGCUCGAUAUUGGAUGUUUCGCGAAUAUUCGGAACAUACGCGACCACACAAAGCGGAAAGUAUUCGCUGCGAACGAACCGCAAAGACAAGCCCUUCGAUACAUCAUCCGCAAUACCACACUCCCGCAGCGUGUCCGGGCCCAAGCACAGCUACAAUUGUCUCAAAUGCAUUGUUACACGAGAUUCACACAGGUUAAGAACCGGUGUAUAAUGGGUGGAAAGGGUAGGGGUGUCUUCAGCGACUUCAGGAUGGGGAGAUACCAAUUCCGUUUGAAUGCGCUCGCGGGAAAUCUACCAGGGGUGAAGAAGGCAAGCUGGUAGAGGGCGACGGGGUUCCGAUCCACCCAAACCUAUACAGCCCUUUCAGGACAUAUGUAUACUACGAAAUGGGUGUCUGUCAUUCAGGUGGCGUUGGUGAUAGACGACUGUGCAUACUUACAUGUAGAAAUACU
Molecule: messenger RNA, 511 nt
Organism: Lindgomyces ingoldianus
Lineage: Eukaryota; Fungi; Ascomycota; Dothideomycetes; Pleosporales; Lindgomycetaceae
Product: glucocorticoid receptor-like (DNA-binding domain)
Exons: 3
Coding region: 39-380 (113 amino acids)
Biological process (GO): translation
Cellular component (GO): ribosome; mitochondrial small ribosomal subunit
Molecular function (GO): structural constituent of ribosome
Source: RefSeq, a predicted model, not a curated record